AUGUCGCCGCCUGAGCGACCGGCCAUCUCGCAACAGAUGGCAGUUGCGCACCCGCUGUUGGGCAACCUACGGUCGGCCACGCCGAAACCUUGGGAGCUCGAUGUCGCCUUCGCUCCCGAGGAACUGGGUGGUGUCGUGGGCGGCAAUGCCGCCGGGGCUUUCGACUCCGCGGUCGGAAGCGCCGCGGCUCCGGGCACCGUCGCCCCUCCGACCACACCGGUCGGAUCGGACGACGGGGCUCGGGGCGGCGACCGGGUCGCACCCCCUCGCGGCCCCGGUGAAUCCGCCGCCACCGCUGCUGCUGCUCCUGCCACGCGUGGUUCCCGGUUGCUCGGCCCAGCCACGUCGGCCGACUUCUACGGCCAGGCUUUCGUGGUUGGGCAUGGCCACCUGCAUUUCAAGACCUCGUCUCGGAUGGAGGAUUGGCGGAAGAGACUCCAGGCGCUGUCGCUCGAGCGCCAGGAGGAGGGGGACAGCGUCCUGGCUGCUGCCCAAGGCGGCCACGUUGGGGAUGAGGGCACCGCCCUCAGCGUCAACGAGAGUGCCCGGGUCGGCGACAAGCGCAGUGCUCCGACCGACGACGAUGACGAGGAAGAGGAGGCGGCCCGCAACCAGUCCGCUGCCAAGAGGAGCCGUCUGGGCGCUGUCUUCCAGCGCACCAUUUCCCGUGCCGCCCGCCACCGGGCCGACGGCACCACGACCACCAUGACCUCGGCCGCUGCUCCCCUUGCUCUUGCGCCCGGCCUUGCCGGCCCCACCGUCCCCCUCACGGCCAGCAACGUUGCGGCCAUCGACGUCGCCGCUCCCAAGCCUGGCCCGCGGCCCUUCAGUCCCGUCGGCUCCCCGCUUUCGCGCGUCUCAGGCACGGGCGCCUCUGCGGGUGCCGCUUCGUCGGUGGUUGCCUCGCGCACCAUCAAGAUAUGCCUGGUUGGUGAUGUCGCGGCCGGCAAGACGGCCUUCUUCAACCGUCUGGUUGACAACUCGUUUGUCUCGACCUCCCCUUCCCUCGCGCCGGACUACAAGGCCAUCACUGUCCGCGCCCACGACGACUCGGUCGUCAGCGUCGAGCUCUGGGACUUCCCGGGCAUCGUGGCUGGCGAGCGUCCCGGCCCGCUCCUCUCAACCUUCUUCCACGCCGCCAUCAUCUGCUUCAGCCUGGAGGACAAGGCCAACCUAUCCAACAUUGCCGAGGUGUGGAAGCCCAAGCUCGAUGCCUCCCUGCAUGACCAGCACAUCUUCGUGCUCGGUCUCAAGCGCGACCUCCGCCCGGCGCACCCGAUGCUGGGCCUCUCCUUCCUGCCGACCACCGAGCCUGUCAGCACCGAGAUGGGCCAGCAGGCAGCCCAGGCCAUCCACGCCGGCGGCUACGGCGAGUGCUCGGCCCUGACGCUCGAUAACGUGCAGGGGGCCGUUAUGGGCAUCGUCAACCACGUCGUCGCUACCCUCGAGGAGCACGAGCACACCAUUGGCCGCGGCCGGAGGCUGCAGCGUGCCCGCUCGGCCGUCAGCGGGUUCCUCAAUAGGAUGCGCUUGCGUCGUUUUGGCGAAGGCCGUAGAUAACCAAGGCCAUCGACCUUUACAUCUCUCUUUCGAGGACGACUUAUCUCCUUUCCUCCCCGCAAUGGACAACUUUCGACAUUUUUCUCCUUUUUUUUUCCAGACGAUGAUUUCAGAGUCGACUCACACAAGCACUAACCUGGCAUACGGGACAGAACGGCAUAUCGGACACGAAAAAGGGAGGAGAUACCCCAAAUGCCAUGGUACAUGGUCCUAGAGGCGUUGGAGGACGGUUGAAUCAGGGUUUGAUCCAAAUUUAUUGGAAGGGAUCAACAGCUUAUGUUAGUUACAUGGUUCACACCGCAAUGGCACAAGGCAUAAGGUACUUCUUCCGACAUACUAUAAGUUAAUCGAUGACGAUUCUGUACAC
Molecule: messenger RNA, 1927 nt
Organism: Parathielavia appendiculata
Lineage: Eukaryota; Fungi; Ascomycota; Sordariomycetes; Sordariales; Chaetomiaceae
Product: P-loop containing nucleoside triphosphate hydrolase protein
Exons: 6
Coding region: 1-1560 (519 amino acids)
Biological process (GO): cortical cytoskeleton organization; regulation of actin cytoskeleton organization; engulfment of apoptotic cell
Cellular component (GO): cytoplasmic vesicle; cytoskeleton; cell projection
Molecular function (GO): GTP binding; GTPase activity; protein kinase binding
Source: RefSeq, a predicted model, not a curated record